Cricetulus griseus (Chinese hamster) is the source of this 4832-nucleotide messenger RNA. Lineage: Eukaryota; Metazoa; Chordata; Mammalia; Rodentia; Cricetidae. The record is from RefSeq and is a predicted model, not a curated record.
GGGCGGAUCGCGGAGAUGUUGUGGGCGUGGUCUGGCGCGGGGGCAGGUCCUGAGGCCGUCCCCACACGCCCCCCAGCGGAGGCCCGGAAGGGACCAUUCGCGCUUCCGUCUCCGCCGGGGCCGCACAGAGGGCGGAGUUGCGGCCCGAGGACGCAACGCGAGCCCAGUUCCGGCGAGGAGGCCGCGCCAGUGACAGCGAUGGCGGCGGAGUCGGCGCUCCAAGUUGUGGAGAAGCUGCAGGCGCGCCUGGCCGCGAACCUAUUGAAAUAUUUGAAGAAACUUUCCAUCUUGCCUAUCACAGUAGACAUUCUUGUGGAGACUGGGGUAGGGAAAACAGUAAACAGCUUUCGAAAACAUGAGCAAGUGGGGAACUUUGCCAGAGACCUGGUGGCCCAGUGGAAGAAGCUGGUUCCUGUAGAGCGAAACAAUGAGGCUGAGGAUCAGGAUUUUGAGAAGAACAGUUCCGGAAAGCGCCCUCGAGAUGCUCUUCAGAGGGCAGAGGAGAUGGAGGGGGAAUACCAGGGAAGCUGGAAAGCCUCUGGCAGCCGGUCCUACAGCCCUGAGCACAAACAGAAAAAACACAAAAAACUCUCUGAGCCUGAAAGGCCUCACAAAGUGGCUCACAGUCACGAGAGGAGGGACGAAAGGAAGAGGUGUCACAGAGUGUCACCACCAUAUUCCUCAGACCCUGAGUCUUCUGAUUAUGGCCAUGUUCAAUCCCCCCGACCUUCCAGUCCACAUCAAAUGUACACAGACCACUACAGGUCACCAGAGGAGGACCGUGAGCCCAUUAUCUCACACCAGAAGCCGGGGAAAGUCCACAGUAAUACCUUUCAGGACAGACUGGGGGUUACUCAAGAACGACGCCUGGGUGAGCACCAGGGGAAGGGGGCUGUGAGCCAAAACAAGGAGCACAAAUCUUCCCAUAAGGAGAAACGUCCUGUGGAUGCCAGGGGUGAUGAGAAGGUCUCUGCCCUGGGUAAAGAGAAAUCACACAAGGCCUCUUCCAAAGAGGAAAACCGAAGGCCACUCUCAGGGGACAGUGCCAAGGAGAAGCCACCCUCUAGUGUUAAGAAAGAGAAGGACAGAGAGGGCAACAGUCUCAAGAAAAAGUUUCCGCCUGCCUUAGAGGCUGCUUCAGACAACCACUUUAGGAAGCCCAAACACAAGGACUCUGAGAAGAGCAAGGCAGACAAGGACAAGUCAAGUGCAGACGGCCUAGACUCAGGGCGGGGGCCUGGAGACCUGCUGCCCAAAGCAAAAGAGAAAGUUCCCAACAACCUGAAGGCUCAGGAAGGGAAAGGAAGAACUAACUUGGACAGAAAGUCACCAGCCUCGCUCCCUAAAGUAGAGGAGCCGGACAUGGAGGACGAGUUUGAGCAGCCCACCAUGUCCUUUGAGUCAUACCUCAGCUAUGACCAGCCUCGGAAGAAAAAGAAGAAGGUUGUGAAAACUUCAACCACAGCACUUGGAGAAAAAGGACUUAAAAAAAAGGACUCUAAAAGCACUAGUAAAAACUUGAACUCAGUUCAGAAAUUACCCAAGGUGAAUGAAAACAAGUCAGAGAAGUUGCAGCCAGCGGGAGCUGAAGCUAUCAGGCCUCGAAAGGUCCCUACCGAUGUGUUGCCAGCGUUGCCAGACAUCCCCUUACCCGCCAUACAGUCCAACUACCGUCCCCUUCCUUCCCUUGAGUUGAUUUCUUCCUUCCAGCCAAAGCGAAAAGCAUUCUCUUCACCCCAGGAAGAAGAAGAAGCUGGAUUCACAGGACGCAGGAUGAAUUCUAAGAUGCAGGUGUAUUCAGGUUCCAAGUGUGCCUAUCUCCCCAAAAUGAUGACCUUGCACCAGCAGUGUAUCCGGGUGCUUAAAAACAAUAUUGACUCUAUCUUUGAAGUGGGAGGAGUCCCCUAUUCAGUUCUUGAGCCUGUCUUGGAGAGGUGUACACCUGAUCAGCUCUAUCGAAUAGAGGAGUGCAAUCACGUAUUAAUUGAGGAAACAGAUCAGUUAUGGAAAGUUCACUGUCACCGAGACUUUAAGGAGGAAAGACCAGAAGAGUAUGAAUCCUGGCGGGAGAUGUAUCUGCGGCUUCAGGAUGCCCGAGAGCAGCGGCUGCGCCUGCUAACAAACAACAUCCGGUCUGCACAUGCCAAUAAGCCGAAAGGACGACAAGCAAAGAUGGCAUUUGUCAACUCUGUGGCCAAACCACCUCGAGAUGUCCGACGAAGGCAAGAGAAGUUUGGAACCGGAGGAGCAGCUGUCCCUGAGAAAGUCAGGAUUAAGCCAGCACCAUAUACAACAGGAAGCAGCCAUGCUCCUACCAGCAACAGCAGCAGCAGCUUCCACUCCAGCCCUGAGGAACUGGCCUAUGAUGGGCCCAGUACCAGCAGUGCCCACUUAGCUCCAGUGACCAGCAGUUCUGUUUCUUAUGAUCCUAGGAAACCGGCUGUGAAAAAAAUUGCCCCGAUGAUGGCCAAGACAAUUAAAGCAUUCAAGAACAGAUUUUCCCGACGAUAAAUGGGACUUGCCUUGGAGGUGGAAUCUGGGAAGCAGGAAUACAGUGACAGUGGGGACAGGCGAAGAGGAUGUCCACAGAAGAGACCCGUGUCUUUUGCUUUGUGGGACUUUUGGCCUCUGACCUGCACAGUUGCAGGUAUCUCCCUAUGCACCAUAACCCUGCACCCUGCCUGGAGCACACUUCAGAUUUCUGAAGUCUUACUGAGGACUUUAAGGUCAAUUAUACUUUUAUUGCUAAUUAGUAUCUUUGUAAACUAUAAAACAUAGUUUUAAUAAAUAUUGCCCCGGAUGUAUUUAUAGUACCCCCAAGGGUUUUUGUUUUUUCUUUUUUCUUUUUCUUUUUUUCUUUUUUUUUUCUUUUGUCCUCUAUUAUAUAUUUAGCUUUUUAGUUUUCAGGUCCUUUAUUAAAGUUAGAUGAGCCUAGCAAAAGCCAGUUUUGUUCUAGGUCAGGUCUUUUGAGUAGACACUGGUCCAAAAGGGCAUCCCCUGAGCUUGUGUGUCACUUCAAUCCCAAAUAUGGAUGGGGCCAGGAAUGAGGAAAUGUCAGACUGCCUGUCCUCCAGGGGAACCUUGACAUAGCAACUGUUCAGAGGGGCCUCACUCUGAGACCAUCAGAGCUCCUGGGCAGAAGCCUUUCUUUCCUGUCCUUUCAUAGUGUUUGUUAAGGAAGACUAUUUGCAAAGUCUAGAUUCUUUCCUUCCUCUUCUGCAAAUCACACUCCUUUUCUCUGUUUUAAGGUUUACUGGAGGACAGAACCUUGGGUUGAUUUGCAUAGGACCUCAGCAGUUUUAUGAUUUCUAGUUUCUGGUUCAGUAUUUUAGCCCCACCCCCUUAUUUUUCCUUUCCCCACACCAUGGGGAAACACAGACAUGGCAGGGCUUUUGUAGCUCCAAAUGUGGUUCUUGGGGUUUUGAAAAGCCAGCACUUUAAUCUCUUGUUCCCUAUGAAUUACUACUAGGAGUGAAUUAUUUAAAACAUUGUAGUGCUCUGUUGGAAAUUGUUUCUGUUUGAAAGGAAAGAUCAUGUCACUGGAAGAGCACAACAGUUUGCUGUGUCUGGCAGAAAGAAAACUUGCUGCUGAAGCCCUCUACCUUCUGAGUGUAGGUCAGAGUUAGGAAGAAAGGGCCUUGGGAAGGGGCCGGACUGAAGACUAGGUGGGGAAAUCUGAUCCCACCUAGCCAGCCAGUUCUGGAGGAAGGCUCUUUCUAAUUGAUAUGGGGGCAAGAUCAGAACUAAGAGGGCAGCACCAGGUCCUUUCUUAUGGUCAGAAACCAUGGAGGUCGUAGGACCUGCUUGGUUAUAAGACAGGUAAAGGAUGCUGUGAACUUGAGGGGACAGACAGUCUGCUAAACUGUGCCAUCACUCCUGUCUACAUUGUUUUUAACCACCCUGGAGACCUCAGGCUAAUGAAGACUCCAAGGCAACACAGGAAACCUGUAUAGCAAAGCUGGGCCCACCUUACCGUGCAUUGCCACACAGGUGGCCUGCUGCCAUGGGACACAAGUAUUGCUAUAUUUUGAAAUUGAGUAAAGCAUUGUUUCUCCUGCUUGUUUCACCUCACCACCUCCCUCUUAGCCUGACCUCCAAAUCUAACAUCAGGCCUCUUACCUGACAUCGAGGGGAUGUUUGCACCAGGUGCCAGGCACCUGGUGUUAGAAUAGCCCCUGUGGGUGUUGACGACCUCAGAUUUGCCUUAGCUGUGUUUCCAGGACUUCCCAUUGCGCCUUUCCUGUUGCAGAGUCAGUUGUGUAUGAUUUAGUUCCCCUUUGGAGUGCUUAGGCCCCGGGGGAAAAUGGACACAGAUUUGUCCAUCUCAGUGUCAGCAUCUGGUUUGGCACAAAGAUUUCUAAUGCAGCCAGUUUUCUUAGAGCCAGAUCUCCCACCCCUUCAGAGUGUCUGUGUCAGGGAUAUGAUUGGUAAGAAUAGUGAGGGGGCCUGGGAAGCCAACCGGCUCUACAACCCCUCACCAACAUACACAAUAGCCACAAAGCAGACACACGGUGAUGUUCAAUUUCUGGUCGCAUUUGUGAAAACUUGUGCAAUGUUUUCUGUGCUACACUACAUACAAAUCACAAAUGUCAGAUUAGCCCUUUGCGGUCCUUGGUGUUACGAGGGGUUCUCAGGGGCUUGCUUUCUCUUUUUUUGGAGGCAGGAGGGGCAGGAGUGAGCAUCAUCCUGCUCUUCAUUUGUAUUUUGGUCCCAAAAUGUAAAUACAAUUUUCUAUGUUACUUUUUUGUGGUAACUACAAGAUGAAUAUUUUAAUUAGAUAAGUUAUACAAAAAGGAAAAACUCACAUCUAAAUAAAAAGCAAAAAAAUUCUG